Microthlaspi erraticum is the source of this 537-nucleotide messenger RNA. NCBI's taxonomy places the organism in Eukaryota, Viridiplantae, Streptophyta, Magnoliopsida, Brassicales, Brassicaceae. The record is from the annotation of a GenBank genome assembly.
AUGGGGAUGAGCAAACUUCAACACAGAGACUCUCGUUGGUUGUUGUUUCCACGAAUCAUCUAUGGAGUUCUUCAGAUGCAAUCCCCGCUCUCUCUUCUUGACGAUGAUGUACUCGUUCGUCCUCUCCACUAUCAGAAGGACAAGCGCUCUGGGCUAGAGUACAUAAAGAGAGAAAAUGAGAAGAAGAAGAAGAUGAAGCAGGGACAAUCUUCUACAUCUCAGGUCCGAUCUACAUCAGCGCCUGCAACAGAGUCUACAUCAGAGGGCUUCAUUUCUGUGGAUCUUGGCUCUGUUCGCUUUCCUACUCCUCCGCUCCAACCCACAGCGGCGAUUCAGGUGCUUCAGGACAUCGUCUACACUCUCCAACCUUCACAGAGACGGUUCAGGGACUUCUCACGAACCUACAAGGUGCUUGUAAGACACAAAGCUAAAAAGGGGGAGAUUGAAGAUGCAACUGGUUUGACGCAUAUCGUGAAUCAGUCAGGAAGUGCAUCAGGGCGUAUGGACGGACAUGUAGCGGAGCUAAGCGGAGCUUAA